This is a messenger RNA of Chara braunii, 3129 nucleotides long. Lineage: Eukaryota; Viridiplantae; Streptophyta; Charophyceae; Charales; Characeae. The record is from the annotation of a GenBank genome assembly.
GUGUCCUCUUUGCUCGCAAAGCGGACGGAACUCUCCGCCUCUGCAUCGACUAUCGCGGCCUUAACCGUUACACGGUUAAGAACAGCUAUCCUAUGCCCCGCGCGGAUGAGCUGUUUGAUCGUCUGGGAGGCAACCGCUUCUUCACGAAGAUCGAUCUUCGUAGCGGUUACCACCAGAUCCGCGUUGCCGCAGAGGACCAGCCGAAGACCGCCUUCCGAUCUCGCUUCGGCCACUACGAGUUCACGGUGAUGCCAUUCGGCCUCACCAAUGCACCCGCCACCUUCCAGACGGCGAUGAACGACAUCUUCAGGGACAUCCUUGAAGAAUACGUUCUCGUACACCUGGAAGACAUCUUGGUCUACAGUCGUACCUUAGAAGACCAUAUCCGACACCUCCGUGAUGUCCUACAGCGCUUACGCAAGCAUGGCUUCUAUGCCAAGCUCAGUAAGUGUCGCUUUGCUCAGCACAAAGUGGACUUCCUAGGACACCAUGUGUCUGACCAGGGUCUCCACAUGGACGACGCGAAGAUCACUGCUAUUGCAGAGUGGCCCGUCCCCACAUCUGCCAAGCAGCUUCGCAGCUUUCUAGGCCAUACUAGCUACUAUAGUAACUUUUUCCAGGGAUACGCUAGGUGUUCCUACGUCCUUACCUCCACCCUCCUCCGGAAGAACCCGCCAUGGUUCUGGACACCCCUCUGCGAGGACGCUUUCCGCGCCCUCAAGAAGGCGGUGACUUGUGCGCCGGUUCUUCGCCUCCCUGAUUUUGAUCGCCCCUUCAUCGUCACCACCGAUGCGUCAGAUUUUGCAGUUGGAGCAGUACUUUCUCAGGUGUUUCCCUCUCCUCCUGAGUCACCUUAUCCCCAUGUUCCUCCCUUUCCCCCCCCUCCUGCUGACACUGCUUCUCGACUGACGCCUCUCCUACCACCCCUUCCCUCCACUGACAGUCCUCCCAUUACUUACUCUCCGACCAUYGCGGAGGAUGGGACUGUCGAGGCUUGUGCUGGGGAUUGCCCGAUCACCUUCUACUCCCGUCAGUUACUGCCUGCCGAGAUAAACUACACUGCCGAUGAACGUGAGGUUCUCGCAGUAGUUUAUGCUACCCGGCAUUGGCGUCAUUAUCUGCACGGGGCGCCCUUCACGGUGCGCACGGACAACUCAGUUGUCCAGGCUUUCCUCACGAAGCCCAAGCUUUCCCCUCGGCAGGCACGUUGGUGGCGUGACUUAUCCGAGUUCAGUUUCACCACUCAGCCCAUCAAGGGUGUAACGAACCGGGUCGCCGAUGCCUUGUCCCGCCGUCCUGAUCACAAUCAGGAGCCAAUCCAUCUUGCUGCCAUCUCUAUCACCACUGUCGAUCAGUCGGUGAUUGACUCAUAUCGCACCCAGUACCGUCACUGCCCGGAUUAUCGCGACAUCCACGCGACACUACGCAGUGGCCAGACCGUCCCCUCAUACUCCCUUGGUGAGAACGGUCUCGUGUACUGGCAUGGCAGAUCUGGUCAGCUAGAACCRCGUAUCUGCGUUCCCUCCACCGGACAGCUCCGCGUCCAGGCUGUAGCAGAGUUCCAUGACCAGGCAGCUGCCGGCCAUAUGGGCUUCCACAAGACGUUGGCUCGUGUUUGCCGCCUAUACGUCUGGCCGAAGUCCAAGGACUUCGUCAAAGCCUACAUCCAGGAUUGUCCCACCUGCCAGGAGGUGAACAGUGCGAAUCACCUUCCGUAUGGGUUACUUCAGCCCUUACCCAUACCCGAGGGUCGUUGGCAGUCCAUCUCGAUGGAUUUCAUUGGCCCCCUCCGCCCACCCACUGAGCGCGGUCAUGAUGCUAUCUUGGUCGUCGUCGAUCGCUUCACGAAGCGUGCACGUUUUGUCCCGUGCCGCUAUCGCAUUAGCGCUCGUGAGGUCGCCGACAUCGUCUUCGACCAGGUCGUGAGAGAUCACGGCUUACCUCAGAGCAUCAUCUCCGACCGUGAUCCGCGCUUUACCAGCACAUUYUGGCGACGCCUACACGAGGUGUAMGGAUCYCAGCUCCGCUUCUCGUCGUCUUACCACCCUCAGACGGAUGGUCAGACUGAGGUCACCAACAAAACUCUCGGUAAUAUACUCCGAAAGUUUGUUAGGGUUAACCAGCAGUGGGACUUACACUUAGCCCACGCGGAGAUUGCGUACAACCACGCUGUUUCGCCAGCCACGGGGAUGUCGCCAUUCUAUUGCGACCUCGGCUACCACCCUCGCGUACCCGCGGAYUUCCUACGACCAUCGCGGUUGCGCCCAGACACUUGUUGCCCUGCGCUUGACGACUGGAUCGCCCACAUGGCGGCAGUUAUGAAGCGCGCACACGAGAGUCUAGCCGACUCCCAGACUCGCAUGGYCGCACGAGCGAACCGAUCUCGAAUGGAUCAUCYAUUCAAAGUCGGUGACGAUGUGCUCGUCGAUGCACGCCACUUGCAGCUCGAAGCAGAUACGCUUCGCAAGUUCAGGCGUCGCUUCUUCGGCCCAUGCCGCAUCCUUCAGGCCGUCRGUUCUGAUACUGCCGCUAGUCCAGUCARCUUCCGUGUGAAGCUACCUGAUUACCUUCGACAGGCUCGCGUACACGAUGUUUACCACGUCUCCUUGCUGCGYCCUUAUCGCAGACCGUCCGAGCGCUUCGCCGGACGCCCUUAUGARCGCCCUCCACCUAUCAUGGUGGACGGUCACGAGGAGUUCGUCGUUUCCGACAUCGUAUCUCGCCGAGUGACCGACGAUACCCCUCCACGCAUCGAGUACCUCGUGCGUUGGAAGGGCUACCCUGAUGAGGAGGCUACUUGGGAGCCCCUCGAGCACUUGGAGCACGCCCGGAUGCUGGUGCGUGCAUAUGAUCGUGCUCGUCGUGCUGAGACAUCUGUUGCUACUCAGCCGACUGACCCUAUUCCUCCUCCUCCGGCUGAGGAGAUUGCUGUGGACGAGCCCGCUCCCUUUGAGGCCGUUCAUCAUCAGCAGACGGUCGCCUCCGAGCGUCCACAGCGCACUCAUCGUCGCCCUUCGCGUUACGAUGACUGACACUCUCAUCCUAUAUCUUUCCCCACUGACUCACACCAUCAGGUACUCCAUCAUCAGUUCUUCUUCAGGAUGUCAGCGUUUUGCGGCUCUGCUUCGA